CCCUUUGCAGUAGUGUGGACUGUAGAGUUGUAGACAGAGCCGAGCAGAAGCGUGAACAAACAGAAGUAGUGCCAUAAAGUGAACAUUUGACACUAUCGCAAAGCUUUUUCACUUUUACCGCGUGGAUUCGUCUUGUACUGUCAUCAGAGAGGGACGCCGACAGCUUACAACGCGGGCGCGUCAGCUGGCAUGAGCUAACCCACCAGACAUGGAAACCAAACCUUUCUUGUCAUUGGGGUUCCUGAAACCCCAGUGCUCGCUACCACCGCCACCUCAGAGAGGACGAGCAGAAGCAUGUACGUGUUUCAGCGGAAUGUGUGCUCUUCAUCAACGCAGGCUUUCUACAGACUCCUCAGGACAGGUGACGUCUUCUCCGCUUAGCUCACCCACGUCCCACCGGGGGAUGCACCCGUCACUGCUGAGCCCGACUUCUUUAGGCCACUCGGGGUCUCUGCACUCCCCCAUCAGCACUCUGAGCUCGCCCAUGAACGGCUUGGGAUCUCCUUUCUCUGUCAUCAGCUCACCCAUGGGGCCACAUUCUAUGGCGUCACCCGGGAUGGGCUACGGCCCCAGCGUCAGCCCACAGCUGAACUCGCCCAUGAACUCUGUCAGCAGCUCAGAAGAUAUCAAGCCGCCCCUGGGCAUCAACGGUGUGAUGAAGGUGCCAGCCCAGCCCUCGGGCACCCCGCUUUCCCUCACCAAACACAUCUGUGCCAUCUGCGGCGACCGCUCCUCAGGUAAACACUACGGUGUGUACAGCUGCGAGGGGUGCAAGGGUUUCUUCAAGAGGACUGUGCGUAAGGACCUGACCUACACUUGUAGAGACAACAAGGACUGUAUUAUCGACAAACGCCAGCGCAACCGUUGCCAGUACUGCCGCUAUCAGAAGUGUUUGGCCAUGGGCAUGAAGAGAGAAGUAUUGUUACAUACAGCCGUUCAGGAGGAGCGCCAGCGAGCCAAGGACCGCAACGAGAACGAGGUGGAGUCGACCAGCAGUGCGAACGAAGACAUGCCUGUGGAGAAGAUUCUGGAGGCGGAGCUUGCCGUGGAGCCCAAGACGGAGACUUACAUUGAGACCAAUGUACCGAUGCCCUCGAAUUCGCCCAAUGAUCCAGUCACAAACAUCUGUCAGGCCGCAGACAAGCAGCUCUUCACUCUAGUGGAAUGGGCCAAGAGGAUCCCGCAUUUUUCCGAGCUCCCGCUGGAUGACCAGGUCAUUCUUCUACGAGCAGGAUGGAAUGAGCUCCUCAUUGCGUCAUUUUCACACCGUUCGAUAGCAGUGAAAGAUGGGAUACUGUUGGCCACAGGAUUGCACGUGCACCGGAACAGCGCCCACAGCGCCGGAGUAGGAGCCAUAUUUGACAGGGUGCUGACGGAGUUAGUGUCCAAGAUGAGAGACAUGCAGAUGGAUAAAACAGAGCUAGGGUGCCUUCGAGCCAUCGUCCUCUUCAAUCCAGACUCCAAAGGCCUGUCAAACCCAGGUGAGGUGGAGGCACUGAGAGAGAAGGUCUAUGCUUCUCUGGAAGCCUACUGCAAACAGAAGUACCCUGAACAACCUGGAAGGUUUGCUAAGCUGUUGCUACGGCUCCCUGCCCUGCGUUCCAUUGGACUGAAGUGUUUGGAGCAUCUGUUCUUCUUCAAGCUCAUAGGGGAUACGCCCAUCGAUACCUUCCUCAUGGAGAUGCUAGAGGCGCCCCACCAAAUGACAUAAUGACAUAACGCCCUCCUGUCGCCGGGGGGGGACGCAAGGGUCUGCCACCCCAAAAGACCCCUUAGAAACUGAACACGUGAUACCAUUUGCCAGAGCGAGGGAACUUUCAAAACGGCCGCUCAACUCAGCGUUUCCAAUACACACAGUCAUGGCGUCCAUGGGUCUGUUUUAUACUUUGUAUAAAGAUAUAAAUAUAUAUAUAAAACACAAUAAGAAAAAAAACAACAAUGGACUUCAAGCCCACAGACAACAGUGGACACGGGUGUAUUAAACUAUCCUUCAAUGGGUACAUGUAUAAAAAAAAAUUAGAUUUGAUCAAGGUGCAGUAAUUGCAGGAAUCGUGUAUGUUAGGAUAUAAUGGGUCUUACGGGAGGGAUCCACGGCUGUAAUCAGCCUCAUUCAGGAUUGGAUGUGGCCAUCCUGGGCUGGCGUGUCUGGGCACAUGAAGACUUAUGGGAGAUGAUAAAGCGGGUUUCUAACACAAACGUUGUGUUUCCUAAUGGGAGUUGCGAAUACAAUCCUGCCAUUUUCCCCUCAAGCAACCUGUUCCCGAUAGAAUGUUCUUGUAAUUACUGUCAAAAGCGAGUUUGCUCUGAACGAAGGAACCGCGUUCCUUGUCCCAGUUCACCCCGAGCAAUAAGGACGUAACUUCUGGAUCAGACACGAAGGCUGAAUUCAACGUCUAAUGAGCCACUCUGAGUUUUGGAUUAUGAUCAUUCACACUUUUUCAUUACGCACUCAACACAAGCUUUUAAAAAUCCAAUCUGCCUGUUCUCACAGAGCCCAAGAGGACGCUUAUAGUGGACAUCCCGCCGCCUAUAAGUCACCCACUGUGUCUCGGCUGUAUACCAAUUCACCUCAAGUGGUUUUCCAAACGAGCUUGACACUUGUACAGUUUAUUACAACCAAUUCAGUAUUGGUAUCCUGUAUUUUUUUGAAUGAUUUUUUUCAAAACGUGUGCCGUUACCUCUCUUUCAGUCACGGUAUAUCGAGUCCUUUGUGUCGCCCGUCCACUCCUGCAUCUCAGCAUUCAGGUCGUGCAAAUGUAUUAUCAUUAGGAUGUUUCAAAGCACUUAACCUCGUUUCAAGUCCCUUUGUUGUGUUUUUGGGGCUGUCUUUUUGUUUCCAAAAUUUGUAAUUUGCCAUCUUCAGCAUUUUCUUUUUUUUUUUUUCUGUAUGCUGCUGCUGCUGCUAAACUAUGCAUUUAGCAUUUUGUUUCCCAAAGACUGUCCAUAGUGAGGUUGAUUUUUAAAAAUCUGGCAACGAAGACCACAUGUGAACAACGUUACACCACCAGGACCAAGAUUCGGGUUUCUAGCAGUUAUAGAAAGA
Labeo rohita (rohu) is the source of this 3043-nucleotide messenger RNA. It is a transcript of the gene rxraa, whose product is annotated as retinoid X receptor, alpha a. NCBI's taxonomy places the organism in Eukaryota, Metazoa, Chordata, Actinopteri, Cypriniformes, Cyprinidae. Gene Ontology annotation, biological process: cell differentiation; anatomical structure development; negative regulation of transcription by RNA polymerase II. Gene Ontology annotation, cellular component: nucleus; RNA polymerase II transcription regulator complex. The coding region runs from base 209 to 1711 and encodes 500 amino acids. Gene Ontology annotation, molecular function: zinc ion binding; nuclear steroid receptor activity; retinoic acid-responsive element binding. The transcript has 11 exons. The record is from RefSeq and is a predicted model, not a curated record.